Messenger RNA from Sphenostylis stenocarpa, 696 nucleotides. The record is from the annotation of a GenBank genome assembly. Lineage: Eukaryota; Viridiplantae; Streptophyta; Magnoliopsida; Fabales; Fabaceae.
AUGACACGUAGAAGCCAAGCCAGCGAAUCUGGGUGUGCAGAAGUCGAAAAAGGGAACGAUAUAAAGAAUAAAACAGAAACUGUGUCAGUACAUGUGAUGCAACUGUGGCCACUAGCUAGUGAAGGUUUGGCAUGGGGUGCAAUGGAGGGUAGAGAGAGACAAAGGCAAAGGCAAAGGCAAAGAGAGGCCCGUGAAGGGGUGCGGAAAAGGAUACCACUUCGCAGAAAACUUCACAUCCUGCGAGUCCUUACCAACUCAAAUUCUGUUAAGAGAACCUCCAUUGCCAAGAGCACAAUUCUGCGCUUAUACAAGCUAAAGCUCGCCUUGGAAACUGUCAAGAGACACUAUGAAAACCUGCUAGCCACCAGAAGGGAGCACAUUAACCUAUUGAACUAUGUCAAAGAGAAAAAGGAUGUGAAGAUAGAGAAGGUCAGGGCAGGAACUUUUAUGGUAAAGGUCACAUGUGAGAAGGGGGGUAACAAGCUGGUGGCUAUUUUAGAGGCAUUUGAUGAGAUGUGUCUGAAUGUUGAACAAGCCAAGGUUUCAUGCGAAAAUGGGUUUUCUUUGGAAGCCAUUGCUCUUGCGGAGGACCAAACCCUGGAUGUAAGGGAUGUAAGUGAAGCGCUUCUAAAAGCUAUUGGAAAGCUGAGUGGUGAAAAGGACUCGCAGAAGUUUGACAAAAGCUGUGAUUUGUGA